AUGAAAUUAUCGUUGUUGCUGCUUGCUAGCUUUGCUAUUGCUGUCCCUUCGAGACAGAAUCCAUUCUCCUUGCAACAUGAUAUUUUACAAGAACAUCCGGAAUUCUUUGAUCAAUUCCAUGAACUUGACAUUGGAAAUGCUGAAUUGCAACAAUUAGAAGACUCUUGGAAGCAUUUACUUCGUGGUUUAACUUACGAUGAAUUGAAGCACCAUGUUGUUGAAGCUCAAAGAUUCAUCAGUGGCAGGAAAAAAGAGGACAGAGUAGAGUACAAUCACCAAUCUUCUGUGGAAAAUGAUUCCCAUUUCAACUUUAUGGAUGAAAACGAUGCUGACUUUGAUAUCUUAACCAUGGAGGGAGAAGAAAAUUAUCAAUUAAGAAUCAAAGAAACCAACCCUGAAAGUUUAAACAUUGAUACUGUGAAACAAUAUGUUGGUUACAUGGAUGUAAGAGAUGUGGAUAAACACUUUUUCUAUUGGUUUUUUGAAUCUAGAAAUGAUCCUAAAAAUGACCCUAUCAUUUUAUGGUUGAAUGGUGGACCAGGAUGUUCUUCUAAUGGUGGAUUAUUCUUUGAAUUGGGUAGUAGUUCAAUCAAUGCUACUUUGCAACCAGUGUACAAUCCAUAUUCAUGGAAUUCUAACGCUUCAGUCAUCUUCUUGGAUCAACCUGUUGGUGUUGGCUAUAGUUAUGGAGGUAAAGAAAAGGUGGACACAUCCACAAAAGCAGCAAAAGACGUCUAUAUCUUCUUAGAGCUUUUUUUCAAAAAAUUUCCACAAUAUUUGAAUAACAAGUUUCAUUUAACUGGAGAAUCUUAUGCUGGCCACUAUGUUCCCAGAAUUGGUGCAGAGAUUUUGGAUCACCCGGAAAGAUCGUUUGAGUUAGCAUCAAUGAUGGUGGGUAAUGGUGCUGUUUAUAAAUUCUAUCAAUCACAUUAUGACCAAAAGAUGCUUUGUUCUGAAGGAGGUUUAGAUCCUAUUCUCACUGAUGAGCAAUGUGAACAAAUGGAUACCUAUUUGAACAAAUGUUUGGCAUUUAAGCAAAUCUGUGACACAUUCCUCAACACAAUAGCCUGUAUCCCAUCAAAUUACUAUUGUAAUUUAACUUAUGCACCUUUAAAAGAAUUGAAUUUGAAUAAUUAUGAUUUAAGAAGAAAAUGUGAAGACAAUGAUCUUUGUUACGAAGAUAUGACUUAUGUUGGGGAUUAUUUGAAUUUGAAAUCAACUAAAGAAGCCAUUGGUAUUCCAUCUGACUUAGAAUUCCAAUUCUGUUCAGAAGACGUAUCUGAUGAAUUCACUUACACCCACGAUAGACAAGUACCUUAUCAAAAGUAUAUAGCUAAAGUUUUAGAUUAUGGAGUACCUGUUUUGCAUUAUGCUGGUGAUAAAGAUUUCCAAUGCCAUUGGUUAGGAUAUAAUGCUGUUUCUAACACCGUUCAACAUAAAUACCAAGAAGAAUUCACUAAUCUGGAAUUCAAACCCUGGAUCAACAAUGGUAAAGAAAGAGGUCAAGUAAGAGGUUAUGACAAAUUCACAUUCUUAAGAGUAUAUGAUGCAGGACAUAUGGUCCCUCAUGAUCAACCUGAAAUUGCUUUGGAUAUGCUCAACCAAUGGCUUUCUGGCGAUUACACAUUUGGUUACGAAGUUUAA
Yamadazyma jaroonii is the source of this 1644-nucleotide messenger RNA. NCBI's taxonomy places the organism in Eukaryota, Fungi, Ascomycota, Pichiomycetes, Serinales, Debaryomycetaceae. The record is from the annotation of a GenBank genome assembly.